GCGAGAGCCACGUAGCUAGCUGGUGCCUCGUUCCCUGACAGACUGACCAUCACACAGAUGGACAGCUGAACAUCGCACAGUACAUUUGACACCGCCCGUAGGUCCUAAUCUGCUGCUGCAAAAUACUGUAACCACAGACCUGCCACCUCUUGUUCUGUGUGCUCGAGUGACUGUUGCCCAAGUCUUCCCGCCUACGCUUAAGGACCAAUCAUCAACAAGUACUUGGUCUACCUACCCAUCUGCCCAAAGUACUUCUACUCUCAGAUCAGUCACACGUGCUCAGUUUGAGCUGUGUCGAUUGCGCACACACACACACACACACACACAUACACUAGAAGGAUUUAAAACACAGCCUGGUUCAGCGCCCACACACAGUCACAGCAAAUAUGGCUGCCAAGCUGACCAACUUUGGCAAAAUCCUGCUGCGCCGCCGGCCAUUGGACCUCUCUUGUGAGGAGACCCGCUUCGCCCGCUGCCUGUCCACGCUGGACCUCAUUGCCUUGGGAGUGGGCUCCACACUCGGCGCCGGUGUGUAUGUCCUCGCUGGCGAGGUCGCCCGAGAAAAGGCAGGUCCGGCUAUCGUCCUCUGCUUCCUCAUCGCUGCUCUGUCCUCCAUGUUGGCCGGCCUGUGCUACGCCGAAUUUGGCGCCCGUGUCCCCAAAACGGGCUCUGCAUACCUUUACAGCUAUGUGACUGUUGGAGAAAUCUGGGCCUUCAUCACUGGGUGGAACCUCAUCCUCUCCUAUGUGAUAGGUACGGCCAGUGUUGCCAGGGCGUGGAGCUCAACGUUUGACAGUUUGGUCGAACAAAAGAUCUCUGACUUCUUUAAAGCCUCCAUGACAAUGAAGGUGCCAGGGAAAGUGCUGGCGGAGUACCCCGACCUGUUCGCCCUCAUCCUGGUCCUGCUGCUCUCUGGACUUCUCGCCUUUGGCGUGAACGAAUCGGCGCUGGUGAACAAGAUCUUCACGGGCAUCAAUCUGGUGGUUCUGGGCUUCGUAAUCAUCUCUGGCUUUGUCAAGGGGGACUCAGCCAACUGGAACCUGACGGAGGAGGACUACCACAGCUUCAUAAACGCCACCAACAGCAGCAGGGUUGCGAAAGUCGGGGAGGAGUUUGGCAUUGGUGGCUUCGCUCCGUUUGGCCUGAAUGGAGUCCUGUCUGGUGCCGCCACCUGCUUCUACGCCUUUGUGGGCUUCGACUGCAUCGCCACAACAAGCGAAGAAGCAAAGAACCCCAUGCGUUCCAUUCCCAUUGGCAUCGUCGCCUCUCUGCUGAUCUGUUUUUUCGCCUACUUUGGUGUGUCUGCCGCUUUAACCCUGAUGAUGCCGUACUACCAGCUGAACACCCAGAGUCCUCUGCCCGAGGCCUUCAGCUACGUCGGCUGGGCUCCAGCCAGAUACAUCGUGGCCGUGGGCUCUCUCUGCGCUCUGUCCACCAGUCUCCUAGGCUCUAUGUUCCCCAUGCCCCGUGUUAUCUAUGCCAUGGCGGAGGAUGGGCUGCUGUUCCGUAUUCUGUCCAGGAUUAACGCUCGCACAAAGACUCCUCUCCUGGCUACCAUUGCAUCUGGCAUUGUUGCAGCUCUGAUGGCCUUCCUGUUCGACCUGGCAGCUCUGGUUGACCUCAUGUCCAUUGGAACUCUGUUGGCGUAUUCUUUAGUGGCCAUCUGUGUCCUCAUCCUCAGGUACCAGCCAGGAACCCUGAGCUCGUCCAGCCAGACGGAGAAGCUGGUGGAGCUGGUGGAGGGGGAGAAGGUGGCUGUAAGUGGAGGGGACAGUGGUGACGAGUACGGCAUGGAGACGGAGGAGAGGCCGCUCCGCGAGGCCUUCACCGCCAAGCUGCUCUUCUGCCCAAGUGGAAAGACGCCAACGCAGACCUCUGGGAACAUCGUCUACGCCACCACUGCUACUAUCUCACUCUUUAUCACGGUACUGUGCAUUAUCCUGGCCAACUGUCUCAAAGAGCUGCUGGCCGGGCAUGCAGCUGUUGUGGUGCCCUGUGUCAUCUUGACCCUGCUUUGUUGCGUCUGUUUCGUCAUCAUCUGCAGGCAGCCUCAGAGCAAAGAGGCUCUCACCUUCAAGGUCCCUCUGCUUCCCUGGUUGCCCCUGUUCAGCGUUUUCGUCAACAUCUACCUCAUGAUGCAGUUGGACCGGGGAACAUGGUGCCGCUUCGCUGUCUGGAUGCUAAUCGGUUUCGCAAUCUACUUCUUCUACGGUAUCAAGAACAGCAGUGAAGCUGCCAAAAGGUCAUCCCCACGUAAAUACGAGCCCGCGCUGCAGACCAAGAGUCCGAUUUACACCGGCGCUCCUGACGACAGUGACAUGGAAGCCGGCAGCAGCCCCUGAUACACACUGACCUAAACCUGGGGAGUGUUGCCAGAGCAUCUACACUAUUUUUUUUGGCAGUCUGGUUGAACUAGCAGCCAAAAUGCUGCAAUGUAGGCAGCCUGGAACACAGCCCUGGGUUUAAAAGGGAGGAGAGGCUACACACAUCUUACCUCUGAUUUGGAGGCUGAUUAACUUGAUGGCUAGACACUGUGACAGAGCCACUCUCUGGCCGGUGUGUCUGUUUCAAUCUGUCUGUUUGUACUUAGCCUUAGCCCUCUGGGAGAUAUUUACCUGCCUCUAACACAUGCUAUGAAUGGACCUAACUAACAAAGAAUACCGUUGGUCUCCUCAUCCAAGUUCUGUUUUCCGUUAUCUUGAAGAAUGUUAGACUUCAUCAGUUUUCAUCUUUGCUUCCUCUCUGCUAUUGGUGGCUGCGUGUGUGGAGCCAGUGAGCCACUAAGGGUGGAUAACAACCACUAUGUGCAUCACUAAAAAGUAUGACUUGAGCCAGUGACAUUACGUGACAGGGCCUUCAGUAGUUGACGUGUUUAGUUAGUUGGUCCUUGUUUAUUGCACCAGCCUGCUUGUUUGUGAGUAUACAGGGUAACGUUGAGGCUGUUGGUUUACAAUGUCGGUCAAGGCCUCGGUGCAGUUAGGUCAGUAGCACAUGGACCACGUCGAUGUCAUCUGCACUGUGCGGUUCAGUAUCUGAGGCUGAAGUUACAUUACUCCGCUCCCAGAGAACAGCCCAGUUUACACAGCACCAACACAACACAAAUGGUAUGAAAUCAAUCGGUUAUUGUGAAUUAUUUAAUUUUGUUUAGAAACGGUAUUAUCAUUUUGUGGCCUUUGUUCCAACCUAAACCAAAUAACUAAAAUGUUUUUAAAAGGCUUUUAACAGAAAUAAACUACUUGUCAGUAAAAAAAAAAUGCAAAGCAGGAGUCAAAGGAUUGCCCAUAUUUGGUUGGACAUGGGUUUUCUCCCAAACAUGGGCAUGUAAAUAUCUAUGAAUUUUAAAUAAUCCAGUUUGGUAAUUUGAUUAUUCCCAAUUUAAUUUACACACUUGUCUAUUUCAUAUUAUUAUUUGCAUAGCUGUAUUGAUAUUUUUGCAGAUCUGAGGUGGUUAAUGAGAUUUGCACUCAACAAGCACAUUCAUGACAUUAAGUUAUCUCCUGACCAGCAUUUAAAAUUUCAGUUAAUAUAAUCUGUCCACCUCUGACUGAUCUGGGAGCUGGAGGUCUGUUUCUGAACAAGGAGUCUGUCUUUUAUCAUCUUAAUCACAUUUGUGUUGUUACUUCCUUGUGAAAAGACUCACAAAAGGUUUUUGUUUAGUUUCAAUUGAAACUUGUUCUUGGCAGCUUUGUCUGUUAAGUUCACUUUUGCUUUAACUUUUUAUUUUAGUCAACUGUAUUUUGUUUUAACUCCAUUAUUUACUUCUACUGAUAGAACUGUUAAUAUUCAGAUCUUUUUAGCAUUGUCUGUUCAGGUCAGCUUUUUUAAUGUCAUAUCAGUCACAAUCAGUUGAAUCUGCUUUUUAGAUGUUAAUGUAUUUUAAUUACAUGUACAGUUUUUAGUAUACUUGUCUUUUUGAUCUCUUAUUGUUUUUACUUUUGUUGCAAAUGUCUGGCUUAAAUGAUUUAAUCCUUUCUGACCAAAUUAACUUGUUUUGGGAAAAACAAAGAAUGACCACUAAAAGUUGGUCUCUAAAUUGUGAUAUAUGAAAGAAAAUGUUUUUACCCCAACCCUCUAGAGUCGAUAUAACUUAUUGUUUAUAGUAUGUAAAGUGCUUUACUGUAGAAUGUACAGUAUUUGUUUAGAAAUGUAUCUUUAGUUGUAUAAUGCUGCAAAUUAUACAAACACUUUCUUUAACAUUUGAAUAUAAUUUGGUAAGAGGCGUUUUUUGUAAAUAACAUUGAAAGGCGUUUCAUUUGACACCUAAUGCUACUGAAAUCCAAAUUGAGCCCUUUUUUUUUUUUUUUUUUAGAUAAAAUGGUCCCGCUGGAUGCAAUAUUGAAGCAUUUCUGUAAAUGCUCAAAGAUAUCCCUAAAGUUCAUAGUUAUAUCCAAUAUCUAAAUUCCUCCUCCUUUAAAAAAUGUCGCCCAUAAAGUAUGUGGAGAAGCGAGGGACAAUAAAGGUAGAUUUGGGUUCAGCCAGUGUUUCUAGCUGAUGUGAAUCAAUAAACUGGUGCCUAAAGAACCAUCUUUCUGCCUGAGAAAAACACUUGGGUUGGUAAAACAAAAAGUCCAGCUGCAUUGUGGACAAUUCAUAUACUGGAAUUAUAAACUCUGCCUGCCAGCGAUGUCAUUAAAAGGUUAUGUGGCUGUGGCGUGUGUCACACAGCUCUUCAUACUCAGCCCUUGUGCCUUUUCAAAAAUCAAUUCUAUCAUCUCUCAUUAACAGCAUUUUUUGUCUUUGUUUCAUAUUCUGUACAUAUCGCUGUCAUG
Molecule: messenger RNA, 4769 nt
Organism: Anoplopoma fimbria (sablefish)
Lineage: Eukaryota; Metazoa; Chordata; Actinopteri; Perciformes; Anoplopomatidae
Gene: slc7a3a
Product: solute carrier family 7 member 3a
Exons: 12
Coding region: 387-2342 (651 amino acids)
Biological process (GO): amino acid transport; transmembrane transport
Cellular component (GO): plasma membrane
Molecular function (GO): amino acid transmembrane transporter activity
Source: RefSeq, a predicted model, not a curated record